AUGCAUAACGAUACGGAACGACCUGCGGGAUGCGAACUGGGAAGAGGAGCAAGAAUUUCUCUGUCAACAAUCUACACAUUCAUGUCGGUUUUCGGUACUGUUUUAAAUUUACUGGUAAUAUAUUUGGUUGUCACUUUCAAAAAACUCAGGACAGCCAGUAAUGCGUUUAUUGUGAAUGGCUGCGUCGCUGAUUUGUUGGUGUGCGCGUUUUGGAUGCCUCACGAGGCGGUGGCUAUAUUCACCGGCAGUACUCUCGUGGUAGGGUACCACGUUUUUAAAGAAGCCUUGUUGUUUCUCGGAAUCACCGUAUCGCUGUUUUCCCAUUCUUUAAUUGCAGUGAACAGAUAUGUCUUAAUCACUAAAACGCCCGCCACCUACCAGUCACUGUACCAAAAAAGACACACCGAAUGGAUGAUUGGUGGGUCGUGGCUCCUAUCUCUUGGAUGUCUCCUCUCGUGGCUCACUUCCUUUCGGUACCCAAAGGAAAGAUGCGUUGACACGCUGGAUGCAACAGCAUCAUUCGCUGGUGGGAUAUCCGUAAUGUUAAACCCUUUCGCGGGUGGAACGUUGGCUUUUACAGUUAUUGCACAAACGGUGAUUGUCUUAUAUUGCUACUUCAAAAUAUUCCGUAGAGUACAAAUUAGCGUGAAGCGUGUCAGUAUUUUAAAUUUUCAAAUAGUUAACAAUCUCCCCUAUUCGUUUCCGAGAAAGGACAAGCGUCUCGGAUUUUACGUCCUCGCAGUGUGCUUCAUAUUUUUUCUAACAACAGAACCUAUUUUCUGGGUUCUGGUUGCGGGACUUUUUGCACCGGUACCUGUGGCACUCUGGACCUCUGCGUGGAUCAUUUUCUGCACACUGUUUGUUUCCAAUCCGUUUCUUUAUACAUGGAAAAACGAAGAAUUCAGAAAAUCUCUCAGAUCUGUCAUGAGAGGAGACUUUUGGAGGGGAUCCACCGUGGGCGUCGAGCCAAUAACAAUCAAUACAAUCUCGCAUAUUUUUCCUCGGCAGAACAGUCGGAGAGCAUUCUUGGGCGAGAUGAACUGA
Messenger RNA from Chanos chanos (milkfish), 1044 nucleotides. It is a transcript of the gene gpr88, whose product is annotated as G protein-coupled receptor 88. Lineage: Eukaryota; Metazoa; Chordata; Actinopteri; Gonorynchiformes; Chanidae. Gene Ontology annotation, cellular component: membrane. Bases 1 to 1044 code for a protein of 347 amino acids. The transcript has a single exon. Gene Ontology annotation, molecular function: G protein-coupled receptor activity. The record is from RefSeq and is a predicted model, not a curated record. Gene Ontology annotation, biological process: G protein-coupled receptor signaling pathway.